AUCAAGUAUUUAUCAUUAAGAUGUUACCAUAUCAAGUAUUUAUCAUUAAGAUAUUACCAUAUCAAGUAUUUAUCAUUAAGAUGUUAUCAUAUCAAGUAUUUAUCAUUAAGAUAUUACCAUAUUAAUUAUUUAUCAUUAAGAUAUUACCAUAUCAAUUAUUUAUCAUUAAGAUAUUACCAUAUCAAGUAUUAUUUAUCAUUAAGAUGUUACCAUAUCAAGUAUUUAUCAUUAAGAUAUUACCAUAUCAAGUAUUUAUCAUUAAGAUAUUACCAUAUCAAGUAUUAUUUAUCAUUAAGAUAUUACCAUAUCAAGUAUUUAUCAUUAAGAUGUUACCAUAUCAAGUAUUUAUCAUUAAGAUGUUACCAUAUCAAGUAUUUAUCAUUAAGAUGUUAUCAUAAUAAGUAUUUAUCAUUAAGAUAUUACCAUAUCAAUUAUUUAUCAUUA
This is a messenger RNA of Lottia gigantea (owl limpet), 444 nucleotides long. RefSeq lists its product as hypothetical. The record is from RefSeq and is a predicted model, not a curated record. Lineage: Eukaryota; Metazoa; Mollusca; Gastropoda; Lottiidae. The annotation marks the transcript as partial. The transcript has a single exon.